AUGAGCACUGCCUCUACUCCUCCUUUGACCACUGAUUGCGGGUCCGGCGUGUCUGACUCUACGCCCUCCGAAUGGGUCGCAUCCGACGUGGACGCGUCCGCCGCCGAUGUUGUCGAGUCGCGAGAGCAUGCGCUGAUUGUGGCAUCGCCUAGGAGCCCCAAAAGGAAGAGGGCGGUAGCUGAUGAUGUUGAGAAGGAAGAAACACCAGUACGCGAGAAGAGAGUGAAAAGAGAGAGCAAGAAGGCGCUUACAAUCGUGAUCAACGCUGCACGAGCGUCCGUGGACGCCGCACGCAAACGAUGGUUCAGUCGGCAUUCUGAUCUCUUUGCUCCACUGCUCCCUGCAAGCAGCGUGCUAUUGGACACGGUCCGCAAGGACGUUGAGAACUCUACCGAUAAAGGCGUGUACACGCCCUUGCACGAGCUUGACGAGCAACCAAAACUUGUGCAAGGAGGCACAAUGAAGGAUUAUCAGCUGCACGGUCUUUCAUUCCUAGUUUGGAUGUACAAGAACGGAAUGAAUUGCAUCUUGGGUGAUGAGAUGGGUCUUGGAAAGACACUGCAGACACUAUCACUAUUUGCCUACGUGAAGGAGAAUGUAACAGGUAUAGGCAAACAAGAUCCUCACCUCGUCGUCUGCCCGCUAUCUGUCCUGCCAUCAUGGCUAGCGGAAGCCGCACGCUGGAUCCCAUCGUUCAAGACGUUACGAUUCCAUGGGCAGCAGUCGGAACGUAAGCGUCUGAAGGAAGCGAUUCGGUACAGCGAGAUUGAAUUUGAUAUCUGCAUCACCACGUACGAGGCGUACGUUGCGGAGGAGUCGUGGUUCAAGUCGCGGAGGUGGACCUACUGCGUGCUGGAUGAGGGCCACAAGAUCAAAAACACGGAUACGAAUAUCUCAAGCAAGUUGCAGGGCAUCGGCUCACUUUAUCGACUGAUACUUACAGGGACGCCGGUGCAGAACAACCUGGUGGAGUUGUGGAGCAUCCUCCACUGGCUGUACCCUGCUCUUUUUACCGCCGCUUCCGAACGGCUCUUCAAAGACUCCUUUGAUCUCACGCGGGGCGUGUACUCGCUGGCGUUCCUGAAAUCUGCGGAACGGUUGCUCUCGACCAUCAUGCUCCGCCGGACCAAGGCAACGGUCGAAUUGAGCGUCCCGCCGCGCGAAGAGUUGACCGUCUUCGUGCCUAUGACAGAGGCGCAGCGUUUUUGGACGUAUCGCUUCUUGACUAAAUUAGAUGCGGUCGACUUGAAGGAUAUCUUCCCAGCUAAAUCAGAGAAUGAUACGUUGGACAAGGGACGGAGAGAAGUGCAUGCGCAGCUGGCCGCGCACGUCAGGGACAACAGCUCAGGAGCUCGCUGGAAGAAGCUCAUGAAUCUGCUCAUGCAGCUACGAAAAAUCUGUGACCACCCGUAUCUGAUCGAUGACGCAGAGCCAACACCCUACUCUAUCGGCGAACACCUUGUUGCAUCAUCCUCCAAACUGAUGCUCCUCGACAAGUUGCUGGCGAACAUCCUGCCAAAGGGCGAGCGAGUGCUGAUCUUCAGCCAGUUCACAGGCAUGCUGAACCUGCUCGAGGACUUCAUGGUCCUACGGGAUAUCCCAUACGCGCGGCUUGACGGAUCCACCACGCGCCCGCGGCGCACGCUCGACAUCAAGCUCUUCCAGCAGGAGCACUCGCCGUAUCAAGUCUUCCUCGUCUCAACGCGCGCCGGGGGCCUCGGCAUCAACCUCACGAAGGCGACGACGGUCAUCAUGGUCGACUCGGACUGGAACCCGCAGAAUGACCUGCAGGCGAUCGCGCGCGCGCACCGGAUCGGGCAGACGAAGGUCGUCAAGGUGUACCGGCUCAUCUGCCGCGGCAGUGUCGAGGACCAGAUGCUCGACCGCAUCCGGAGGAAGCUCUUCCUCUCCGUCAAGGUCAUGAGCUCCGACAAUGCAUCGCAGGACGAGCAAAACUCGACGCUCAAGAUGUCCGAGCUCAUGGACAUCCUCCGGAAAGGCAGCAGCGCGCUCUCGUGCAACAUCGAUGAGAUGGACCUGCCCCAGUUCUUGAAGGCGCCCAUUGUCGAGAUCCUGGACGCCUCUCGGGAGAAUGAUGACGUGCGUGCGGCCAAGCUGAAGCGCGAGGAGGGCGCGGACGCGAGCGAAGUCGAUCAGCGACUGUUGGCUGAUGCGGAGGAGGAAGAGCGCAAGCUCCUGAGCGGCGUCGCGCAGGUGCAGAGUCGGCUCUUCGAGGGAAAGGUUAUCGAGCGUCCGAAGCAUGCGAGCAACGUCGAGAUCGCAGAGGAGUGGCGCGAGCUGCAGAAGCGCAGCCGUGUCGACCGCAUUGUCAAGGUUGACGGGAUGGAGAUGAUCGCGGACUACAUGGGGCCCGUUGCGGUGAGUCUAGCUUCGGCGCCCAAGAAGAGCAGGAAGAAGUGGGAGCACGAGGAUUGGUGCAUAUACUGUCGGGACGGCGGCGAGCUCGUCCUCUGUGCAACUUGUCCUAGAGUGUUCCACGGCGCAUGUCAGGGCCUCACCAAGGCGGAGGUCAGACGAGCUCCGACCCUUGCCUGCGGUCAGCACGUGUGUGCGUCGUGCUCGCGCAAUACCGCCGAUGCUGGCGGUAUGAUCUUCCGCUGCCGAACGUGCCCGAAGGCAUUCUGCGAGGACUGUCUGCCUCCGGACGACCUGAACGCCGUGGGGGAUGUGCUCCCAGAGUUCCAAAUGCUGGGGUACGGCGCGAAGGGCGCAGCGUAUUAUAUCUACUGCGCCGAGUGUGUCGUCCUCCGAAAAGAGAACCCGAAGUGGUGGAAGGAGUGGGAGAAGGAGUUUGCGCACGCCGAGAGGCAGGUGACGGAGAUGAGUCGGUGA
Messenger RNA from Laetiporus sulphureus 93-53, 2853 nucleotides. RefSeq lists its product as uncharacterized. The transcript is spliced from 14 exons. Gene Ontology annotation, molecular function: ATP-dependent chromatin remodeler activity; DNA binding; ATP binding. NCBI's taxonomy places the organism in Eukaryota, Fungi, Basidiomycota, Agaricomycetes, Polyporales, Laetiporaceae. Gene Ontology annotation, biological process: positive regulation of transcription by RNA polymerase II. Bases 1 to 2853 code for a protein of 950 amino acids. Gene Ontology annotation, cellular component: nucleus. The record is from RefSeq and is a predicted model, not a curated record.